Molecule: messenger RNA, 1569 nt
Organism: Phragmites australis (common reed)
Lineage: Eukaryota; Viridiplantae; Streptophyta; Magnoliopsida; Poales; Poaceae
Exons: 2
Coding region: 1-1569 (522 amino acids)
Source: RefSeq, a predicted model, not a curated record
AUGGACGUCAACCCCCUGUUCUCCCUCGAGCCAUCGCUCCAUGAUGCUUCUUCCUCUACUGCCUCCCUCCCUGGCGCGUUCGACGGUGCCGCCGGUCUCAACACAGCGCCGUCCCAACACCCUCCUCCCACUGCCUCCUCCCUCCAGACAGUAAACAUCAAAUCCCACAUUCCGGCGAUCCUAGACCUCGCCAAUCCCAAUUAUCCAGAAUGGCAUUGCUUUCUUGAUUUAGUCGUCGGCAAGUUCGGGCUACAUUCUCAUCUCGCCGCUCCGCCGACAGUCAGUCAGCGUGCCGAUCCAGAAUGGCUCAUGAUCGAUCAUUGCAUCAUCAACUGGCUGUACAAUACGGUGUCGCGCGACAUUCUCCAAAUUGUCCGUGCGCCCGGCGCGACGGCGCACUCGAUCUGGACGGCAAUCCUCGACCUCUUCCGCGACCACCAUCUUCACCGCGCUGUCUACCUUGAGGCUGAAUACCGCAGCCUCACUCAAGGCGACCUCAGCGUCACCGAUUACUGCGCCAAGCUCAAACAACUCGCCGAUGCUCUCUGUGAUAUUGGCCAGCCUGUGCCCGAGUCGUCCCAGGUGCUAAACAUGCUUCGCGGCCUCAACGGCAAGUUUCGUCACGUCAUCUCCGCCAUCACUUCCAAGCAACCGCCACACACCUUCUUGUCUGCUCGGUCUCACCUUCUGCUGGAGGAGCUGUACGACUCCCAAUACACCAAGAUGGCGGCCAAUCAGGCUCUGGUGGCCACGGCCGGCGCCAGGCCCCCUACUCCGACAAGCGUCGUCAACACCAGCACUGAACAUGGCAGUCAGUCCGGCUCCGGCAACUCCUCCUCUGGCGGCAACCGCGGCCUUCGUCGCGGCCGUGGCCGUGGCUCAGGCAAUACCGGUGGCCCUAGCGGCGCCGGGCCUACUCCGCCACGACCACCGUUUUCUCCUUCGCCCUGGACGGCCGGGUUCAAUCCCUGGACGGGCAUGGUCCAGGCGUGGCCCAUGACAUUCCGCGCUCCAGGGACUGGCGUGCUUGGCCCGCGCCCUGCCACUCCGCCACAGCAAGCCUUUUACGCCGGCUCGUCUCCACCAGCCACCGGACAAACCUGGGAGCCCAACGCCCUCCUCGCCGCGCUGUCUACUGCCGGAGUCCCUCCGGCUGGCUCAACUCCGUCCGACUGGUUCCUCGACACCGGCGCUUCUUCUCACAUGAGCUCGGCGACUGGCGCCAACUCCACCCGAUCAAUCGCCCGCGCUACCACAGCACUCAAGAUCGGCCCCGCCACAACGACGACUUCCUGCUACGCCUACACCGCCCGUGUCGCCAUCUUCACCGACCCACUCGGCGCCCCCGACGUCAAGCUUGCAGUGGAGACCUGCCUCCCCACUGGUGUCUCCUGCUUCGCCACCAUCGCCCGAGUCACCGCCGACUGCGUGCUCGCCCUCAACGGCCUCACCGAAUGCGUCUCCUGCAUCACCACCGACCGUGGCUUCACCGACUGCAUCUUCCACGCGUUCUGCAUCGCCGACUUCACCAGGUCUUCAACCGGCUGCACCGAGCUCGCCAUCCAUUGA